UUUCACGGGGUGAAGAAUAUUCAGUGAAAUCAAAGAAUUGCAGUGUCUUUACUUUUAUAUUUCGAGUUCAGAAAGCAUUAUAUUGAUUAUUUGAUUCGAAUGAAAAUUGAUGCUGAGUGUCUGAUUUGUGUGAAAAAAUAUCUUGAAACGACACACAAACAUAUCAUCAUAAUUACUUGAAAGUGUAAUUUCUGGUAGUUUGUGGCUGUUCGGAACCACACAUAAUCCCCUGUAACUUGUAUACAUCCGCUUUUUUGUUUUUAAUGUUCAGAUAUUUCGUUCACAAACAUUCUUCGAAAUGUCCAACAAAGAAUCAAGAAAGAUGAAUGUCACGAAUUAUUUGAAUGGAUCGUAUGAGUAUCAUGAAAACGAAACUGACCCACUUCUUGGUAUAAUUGUUAGGAAUGAACAAACUAGUGAUUAUAAUAAAAACCAGCAGCACAGAGUGAAGAAAACAGGUAAAAAAGACAUAUCUGGAACUAGUUGGUAUACGGCGACUUUUGUUGUGGUAAACGCAGCCCUUGGAGCUGGCCUUCUCAACUUUCCUCAAGCUUACCACCAGGCGGGUGGAGUCUUAGUGGCCAUGUGUGUUCAGCUAGUUUUGAUUGUUUUCAUCAUAGCAGCUUUGUUAAUACUGGCUCACUGUUCAGACGCUAACACUAGUUCGACGUAUCAAGAAGUCGUUCGUCAAAUCUGUGGUGAAAAGGCACGAAGGAUCUGUGCCGCUCUAAUCGCGUUAUACUGUUAUGGGACGUGCAUCACGUUUGUUAUUAUCAUUGGAGAUCAAUUUGAUACAGUGUUCCAGUCAUUGUAUGGAGCUGGUUACUGUCAUUAUUGGUAUAUGAGAAGGGAAUUUGCAAUGAUAGUUAGUUGUUGCAUUAUUAUUCUACCUCUGUGCUUUCCUCGUAGGAUUGAUUUUCUCAAAUACGCUAGCACCUUCGGAGUAGUUGCUGUUUUAUACGUUGUCUUUCUAAUCAUCUACAAGUACUUUGAAGGAAAGUUCGAACCUGGAUCGAUACGAAGAAAACCUGAUAUUUGGACUGAUGUUUUUGUUGUCGUUCCUACCAUUUGUUUUGGUUAUCAGUGUCACGUGAGCUGUGUCCCCGUUUAUUCAUGCUUAGCUGACCGAAGAGUGACCACCUUCCUGAAAACUGUUCUGGUGGCCAUUGGUUUGUGUUUAUUCACAUAUUCUGUGGCAGCGUCUUUCGGUUAUCUAACAUUUGGGUCUUAUGUUGCUAGUGACAUCUUGGUGUCGUAUGAUGCUAAAGAUCCCGUUGUUCUGAUAGGCGUUGUAGCUUUUGCCAUCAAAACCUACACAACGUACCCAAUUUUAUUAUUUUGUGGAAGAACAGCUAUUGAUGACUUAUAUCUCCAAGCAAGAGGUUCAUCGGAAGAGCAAGCACAAAGAAAUGAACGAUGCCGAAGAAUAACAAUCGCUUUGUUUUGGUUCGCUUCAUCUUUACUCCUUGCUGUCCUUAUCCCUAACAUUGGAGUAAUAAUUCGAGUAUUGGGAAGUUUAGCAGCUGUAUUUAUUUUCGUUUUUCCUGGAACUUGCCUCUUAAAUCUAACUCUGACGAAAGAUCCCGAGCUUAUCAUGUUGAAGAACAAGCUAAUAGUAAUCUGGGCUAUAUUCUUCAUUGCUAUGGGAGCAUGCAUUUUUGGUUUGGUUUUAAUCCAAAGUCUAAUACAAGAUAUGUUUAAAGAGAGUUUAUUAGAUAAAGGGGAUUCAUGUCAUUAAAAUGGUAUAAACUACAGCAAGUGUUAUCUGUAGAAUUGUUAAUAAAACAUUUGUUUGUUCCAUAA
Molecule: messenger RNA, 1803 nt
Organism: Limulus polyphemus (Atlantic horseshoe crab)
Lineage: Eukaryota; Metazoa; Arthropoda; Merostomata; Xiphosura; Limulidae
Product: putative sodium-coupled neutral amino acid transporter 7
Exons: 8
Coding region: 299-1738 (479 amino acids)
Biological process (GO): amino acid transmembrane transport
Molecular function (GO): amino acid transmembrane transporter activity
Source: RefSeq, a predicted model, not a curated record